AUGUCGGAGCUCGGCCUGCCCGCCAUUGCAACAUACGCCCCGGACGAGUCUGCCGUGCUCGCCGACCUCGCGCUCGCCGACCCCGCCAGCCCUGCCACCGCCCCGCUGGACAGCGAUCUUCGGGACAGCGCGGAGCGGGCGCUCGAGGAAGGGGACAUUCCAGCGCUGCUCAAACUGCUCGAAGAGGCGGGCAUCACGGGAGCGGCGUUGGGCGGCGUGCUAAUCCUCGCGCUUCAGCACAGCAGUCUUCCCGCCGUCAGCGCCCUGCUCGAGAGGGGCGCCAAUCCCGAAGCCCUCCACGACGAGGACACGCCCCUGCACAGUGCUGCCGGCCUGCUCGGCGUCCAGCCUCAGUUCGCUCUCGAGGCGCUGAGGCAGAUGCUGCUGACGGAUACCAAGCGGGCGGGGCUGGACCAGGUACGCGACGGUGAAGGGCGUACCGUCCUCGCCACCGCCCUCGGUGCUGCCAGGCUGGGGCAGGCAGACGAGGCGGCACGGCAGGCGUUUGCCGACGCAUUGGACGCCGCUCUCGAGCUGCUGCUCGACCGAGGGUCGUCCCUCGCAGCGGCCGACGACAGAGGUGACAACGCCGGCGACACGCCCCUGCACAUCGCCUCGGAGUGGGCGAGCGCGCCGAUCCUCCGGCGGGCCCUCGCGCACCCAACGGCAGCGCGGGCGAUGGCAGCAGCCGAUGGCAGCGGUGGGAGGCCGCUGGACCGGGCGCUGGCUGCCGGGCGAUCCGAGAAUAGCACCCUGCUUCUUGCAACUCUCAAGGCACAGCGUGGCGGCGAGGCGCUCCUCCCCGCUCUCGCUACACACGCGCUCGGCCGUAUGGCCGUCGCGUCGGGAUCGCACUCGCAGCGCCACGCAGCGUCGGCCGACUACGGCGCGUGCGUGCGGAUGCUUCUCGCGGCGCGGGCGGACCUCGAGCGUAAGGGGGCGCACAGGCGGGCACCACUCGGCGCGGCGGCAGCCAGCGGCGCGCCCGCUGCAUUGCUCUCCGCCUUGCUCCGCGCCGGCGCGCGGCGAGACGCGGUGGACAAGGACGGCCGCUGUGCGCUGAUGCUCGCGGCGGCGUACGGCCACUCGUCAUCGUCUCCGGCGACAGCGCGGCUGAUGGCGCAUGAUGCUGCUGGCGCGACAGCACUGAUGCUUGCGGCCGCACGGCCUUGUGCGGCAUGUGUCUCCGCUCUCCUCGAGGCGGGCGCUGCUGUGGCCGCUUGCGACGAGGACGGACGCUGCGCGCUGCUGUACGCCCUGCUGCCGGGGGCACCGCCCGUGCCCGCUGUUGCGGGCAAGCACCAUCGCCGGCCAUCUCGCGCCGCACGGCGGCCGGAGGCCCUCUCGACGAACAGGGCGGCGCUGGAGGCGACGGAGGAGCGGGCAACGGAACCCCCCGUCGCUAGCAGUGCUGAGAACCCCACCGCCGAGCCGGCCUCCACCUAUGCCGUGGGCAGCGGCGAGGUGGGGCCGCCGCUCACAAAGGCGCCCACCGGUCUAUCCUCGGCGGCGUUCCUCGCCCUCGCGUGCGACGUGGACGGGCGGUGCGGGCUGGAGGUGGCGUCGGGCAUCGCGGCGGCGGCUGCCGGCGAUGCCAAGGCGUACGAGGAAAUUGAGAGGAGCUUCGCUGCAAUCGGCGGUGUGGUCCGGCUGGGCAGCUUGGCACUCUCAGCCGCGUGCGCAAGAGACGACGCCCCCGCCGCGACGCACCUCCUCGCCGCCGGUGCCACUGCCUCGGGCGGAGGCGAUGUGGCUCUGCCUGCGUCACUCGUCUCACGUGCCAAUGCCGCACGGGUCCCGCUUGGCGCGCCGCUCGCCGCUGCCGCGCUCGCGGGGUCGCUGCAGCUCGUCGAGCUGCUACUUUCCAAGGGGGCUCCAGCGGGACCGUCCACGAGCUCCCGCGGGAAAGGCAGCGGAGCGUCGCCUUCUGAGGAAAUCCCUCUGGCUCCACUCAGCGCAGCGGCCGCGGCGGGUUCGGUCACGUGCGCACGCGGCGCCGCGCCGAUCCAUUGGGCCGCAGACUCUGGCGACGCCGAGACGAUCAACGCGCUGCUCUCGGCCGGCGCCGACCCUGAGAUGCGGGACGGCGCGGGCCGCUCCGCGCUCCGCCGUGCCGCCAUCGCCGGCCAGGCCGGGGCACUGCCGAUGCUUCUGCCGGCGACGCGGGCGGCGCUCGAUGCGGAGCUGGACGGCGCGCUCGCCGACGGGGAUCUAGGCGCGGCGGCGCUGCUUGCCGACGUUUCGGGCACGCCGUCGCUGCUGUGGCGGGUCAUCGACCAGCAAGGCGUCGACUCCGAGCUCCUCACCGCUCUGAUUGCCGCGACGCCCCGCGCCGCCGUCAAGCGACACGCCGUGCACCAGUCGGACGCGCGCCGCACGGUGAUGCACGAGGCCGUCGACUCCGGAUCGCACGCCACGGCAUGCGCAUUGUGUGCCGCACUGCCCGAGGAGCUGCUGCUGCAAAAGAGCGGCGACGACCUGACGCCGAUCGGGCUGGCGAUCGCCACGAAGGGAGACCGGGCGAUCGCCAACAGGGCGGAGCUGCUCGCCGAGGCGCUUGAGCGAGCCACCAUCGCCCGGCUGGGCUUGGUUCUCGAGCUGCUGCACUCGGCCGACCCCAAGGCGGACGAGCGCGCCGCAGAGACGGCCGAGGCGGCGCGCACGCUCGCCGCCGUGUGCGUUGAGCGGUGGGGCGGGUCGCGCCGCUCUUGCGUGUUGGCGGCGGCGGCGCAAGGGGCGCCCCUGCCCUCCGCCCGGGAGAUCCUCACGGCGAUGCGGUGCAAGAUGGAGGGCGGAACGUGA
Emiliania huxleyi CCMP1516 is the source of this 2802-nucleotide messenger RNA. RefSeq lists its product as hypothetical. NCBI's taxonomy places the organism in Eukaryota, Haptophyta, Isochrysidales, Noelaerhabdaceae. Gene Ontology annotation, biological process: regulation of gene expression. The record is from RefSeq and is a predicted model, not a curated record. Gene Ontology annotation, molecular function: protein binding. Gene Ontology annotation, cellular component: nucleus. The transcript has 13 exons. The coding region runs from base 1 to 2802 and encodes 933 amino acids.